AUGCCUUUCUACAAAAAAGUUCAGCUUAGAGUUUUGAGUGAUUCAAAAUAUGGUCUCAAUCAAAAGGGACUAUUCGCAGUUGAAAAAAUAUACAAAGAUGAAGAGUUAAUUUACGAAUACGAUCCGUUGGUCGAAGAAUGGCCAUUUUAUCCUGAUAAUGAUAAACGAGGAAAAUAUACCAAAGCAGAAUUAUGCAAGUUGAUUGAAUAUAACUCAAAAUUAAGCAAACUUAUCUAUUAUCAAGCUUACAAUGUUGACGAUGAUUUAUUCAACGUUCCAUUCAAAUAUGCAAAUAUGGAUUCUGAUAGUGUUGAUGAUUGCGAAAAACGUUUCCACCAAAAGCUACUAAUGAAUCAUUCUUGUGAUCCAAAUGCUGGCUUCGUUCAAGGUCGAAAAUGCUAUGCAUUUCGAGACAUUGAUAUUGGCGACGAAAUAACACAGCAUUAUGGGUGUAUAGGUACCGAAAAAUCUUUUUAUGUCGGAUUAAAAUGUCAAUGUGGAUCAAAAGAUGAAUGUCAACAAAUUCUUCGCAUGGAUUUUUAUAAGGAUUUAGUAUGGCGACAGAAAUAUGAGCCAUAUUGCGUUCCCUAUGUUAAAAAGAAGAUCCAAGAAUUACUAAACAACGACGAAACAAUUGCUGAGAGUACUGUAAUCGAUCAGCAAUUGUCCAUGACCAGUGCUAGUAUGUUUUGGCUCAAUGCUCUUCAUGGUUAUAAGUUUGAUCAAUCUCUACCAUUACCAUAUGAUCGAUACCGUCUUGAGGGUGAAAAACGAACUGAACGUGGAGUAUCUGUUUCCUUCGAUCUCAGUAAAGAUUUCUCACAUCACUUUCUUUGCUACGUAUCAUCAAUGAAUAUAAAACCUGAACAUCUUGUAUUUGCCACUUAUUAUGCUUUUAUAUUCAAGUUAACAAGUGGAGAGAAAGAUUUAUGUGUUGCCAUUAAUAAGAAUAGUCAAUAUAGAGACGAAUUUAAAACAAUGAUUGGUUUCAUCGAAAAUGUUGUUCCAUUACGAUGUCAAUUAGAUCCUCAUUGGUCUUUUCAACAAUUGAUUGAACAUGUUUGUGAGAUAGUAACGAGUACUAUAAAGUAUUCUUAUUUUCCUCUUCAAAGCAUUCUUGCUCAAUACUCCAAUACUGCAAAGCCUGCGUUUCUAGACACAAUAUUCGAAUUUCUCUCAUAUGAAAAUUACAAUAUGAAGAAUGAAGUAAUGAUUGGUGAUGAUCGAGUUCAUGCUAUGUCAACAAGCUCAAUCCAAAUUAGUGACGGAAAAAUCAAGAACAAGUUUGAUUUUUCUCUUACGAUUCAACAUAAUCUCGAAACUAAUCAACUCUCCUGCACAAUCGAUGCAUCACUUGACUUAUUCAAUCUUGAUACUAUCGAGAAGAUUGCACAACGAUUUCAUUUCAUAGUAAAUCAAUUAUCUGCAUCUAUGAUUGAUAAUCAAAUGAACAAACCUAUCUUUGAAUUAUCAUUAUUAUUAUCAAAUGAGCAAUAUAUGAUGCAAUCACUGAAUAAUACACAAAUAUCUUUUCCAUCUCCUCUCAUUUGUAUUCAUUAUGAAUUUGUUUGUCAAGUGACGAGAGGUACACAAAAACUAGCUGUUGAACUAGAUGAACAAUCGUUGACAUAUUGUGAACUAUUAUAUUAUGUUCAGCUGUUAUCUUUGAAUCUUGUGAAUGAACAUAGAUUGGUCCCAGGUGAGGUAAUUUGUCAAUGUGUAGAACGAAGUUUAUCAAUGGUGAUUGGCAUGAUGGCAAUUGAAAUGGCUGGUGGUGUUUAUUGUCCAUUGUCAUCUCGAGAUCCACAACAUCGUUUACAUGCACUCACACAACAAACUCAAAGCCGUCUUGUUCUUGUUCAUCAUUUAACUACGACGAAAUUGAAUCAUGAUAUUGUUGCGCUUGAUAUUGAUUCAAUAUUAAAUGUUAAUAAUAUGGUUAGUGACAUUAAUUAUAAUUGCCUUUCAAGUGUGAAAAUGAAAGGUGGAGAAAUAGCCUAUAUUAUUUUCACUAGUGGUUCAUCUGGAAUUCCGAAAGCGGUUCAACUAAAACAGCAGAAUUUCAUCAAUUCAAUACUGGGUUUCGUUCAGAUGGAUGCACUUCACGAAAAUGACACUGUAAUUCAAAUAGCUAGUUCAACCUUUGACGCGCAUGUACAGGAAAUUGUAGGAUCUCUAAUCUGCGGUGCAACAGUGAUCAUUCUACACCCACAAGGAAAUAUGGAUUUUCAAUAUAUGAACCAUAUUUUACAUGACAAACAAGUGACAUAUCUGGUAGCGGUUCCGACUUAUCUCAAUCAUUUAUGUGACUUCCUGAAACAAAAUAGAUUUCCUCCAUGGAUACUAAUGAGAAAUAUUUGCUGCGUCGGUGAAUCUGUCUCAUCAGCUUUCAUCAAAUUACUGAUGCAGUUUGUUGCCGUAGCCUGUCGAAUUUGGAAUUUUUAUGGUCCUGCGGAAGCCACACUUGGAACUACAUGUCACUUAAUUGAUGUGACCUCUCACAUGCAUGAUCUUCCAAUUGGCAAACCACUACCUCAUUACAUAUGCUUAUCUCUAAACAACUUCUUGCAAUCUGCUAUGAUUCAAGAAGAAGGAGAACUACUAGUGGGAGGAGUAGGUGUGUUUGCUGGGUAUCUCAGACGUGAUGAUUUAACUACAAAAGCUCUUGUUGAAAUAGAUGGUCAACUAUUUUAUCGAACAGGUGAUCUUGUUAGAAUAGAUAACAAUGGUCUUCUUCAUUAUCAAGGAAGAAAAGAUCAUCAAAUCAAAUUACAUGGACAACGAAUUGAACUUGGUGAAAUCGAACGAUGUUUACUCAACAUUACAUCUAUAUCUACUUGUGUUGUCAUGAAAUGGAAUGAUGACUAUUUAGUUGCUUAUGUUCAAAGUUCUGAUACUAAUGAGCAGAAAUUGCGUCAACAUUGUCAAUCUCAUCUUCCACCACAUAUGAUUCCUUCAAUAUUCAUGAUACUUGAUAAAUUACCUUUGAAUGCAAAUGGAAAAAUAGAUCGAAAACUACUUCCUUCACCUCACUUCUCAUCUGCACAUCUCACAAACAGUACAGAACUAUUACUACCAACAAAUUAUAUUGAAGUUAGCAUUCAUCAUAUCUGGUGUGAGAUAUUCAAACUAAAUCAAAUCUCAACUAAUACAAAUAUAUUUACUAUUGGUGGUCAUUCACUACUUAUCAUGCAACUAUUUCAUCGAUACAAGAUCGAGUUUUAUUUAGAAACAAAUACUCUUUCUAUUUCUAAUCUAUUUCAACGUCCAACAAUUAUUCAUCAUGCUCAACUCAUUCAACAUUCUAUCAAUAUCAUCUGCACUGUGGAUGAUUAUUCUUGGUCUUCCUUACAUCUCACUCAAGCGGGAGCAUCAUUUGCACAAGAACGGAUCUAUUUAGAUGAACAAAUUCGUUUUUCAUCCAACAACACAACGAUUAAUAAUAUGUAUGUUAUUCCAUCACUUUAUCGUAUAUCAUCUAUGAAUGAUCAUUUAUCUAUUUCACGAUUACAUCAUGCAUUCGAAAGUGUUAUCAAAAAACAUAAUAUUCUUCGAACAGCACUCUGUCUUGAUACAAAUGGUAAUAUUAUGCAGCACUGUUUAGAUGGAAAUAUCAUUCUCAAUGAUGAUAUGAAAUCAUAUGGUUUGACAAUCGCUAAUAUUUAUAAUGGUGAUCGUCGUCACAUGAAUGAAGUUAUUGAGGAAAUAUUAAGUCAAUCUAAUUUAUUUGAGUUAUCAAAAGGACACGUUAUUAAUUAUCGUAUUCUUCGUCAUAACCAAUCAAAUCAUUCAUUUUCUAAUAAUGAGGAUCAGUUGACUAAAGAUGAUCUAAUAUUAUUUACCAUUCAUCAUGCUUGUUUUGAUGGAGCAUCGACAUCCAUUUUCCUUCGUGAUCUUUCUCUUGCUUAUCAAUCUGAUGGCUCAUUAUCUGUGGAUGAUAACGCAUUGAAUUAUAUAGAUUAUUCUGUGUAUGAACAUAUCAUGGAUAUGUCAUUAUCUCGUGAAUUCUGGCAUUCUCAGCUCGAAGGAUAUAACAUCGAAUGUUCAUUAUUAUUACCAGCGGAUCGACAACGUUCAUCAACUAAUCAACAACGAACAGGUUUAGCAUCCACAGCUGAAAUCACUUUUGAUAACGAAUUAUGCACAUCAUUUCUUAACUAUGCAUCAUCACAUCAUCUCACACUCUUUCAACUUGGAUUAUCUAUAUUCUAUGUUCUCCUAUUCAAAUUAACUCAUGGUGAGACUGAUUUAUGCAUUUCUUCUAUCAAUGCUAAUCGAUUUCGAAGUGAACUAGUGAAUAUGAUAGGAAUGUUUGUUUCAACAUUACCAUAUCGCCUAGAAAUUGAUUCUCAUUGGUCAUUUGAUGAGCUAGUUCAACAUGUACGGGAGAAAUGUUUAUCAAUUCUUGAACAUUCUCAUUAUCCAUUACAACAUAUUCUUGAUGACAAUCGAUCAAAUCAGUCGAAUGUGUCAUUUCUUGAGAUAAUGUUUGAUUUUAUUAGUGUGUCAAAAGAUAUGGAACAUUUAUGUUUCAAUGAUGCAAAUUUAGAACGAAUAUCAUUAGAACAAUCAACUGAAGUGUCUAAAUUUGACUUCUCAUUAACAUUUGAAUAUAAUCCAUUAUCAGAUAACAAGAGAUUAUCAUGUUGUUUUGUUUGUUCACGGGAUCUAUUUGAAAAAUCAACUGUUUCACAAAUAGCUCAAAGAUUUCACUAUAUGUUUCAGCAAUUGUUUCAAACACAAUCGAGCAACACUCCUGUAAUGAAUGUGAGUUCAUCGAUUAACAAACUGUCUCUUAUUCUUCCUGAGGAAACUGAAGAAAUGAAAUUGGUAGUGUUUCAUCGAUUGAAGAAUAUUUUGAAUGAAGCACCAGCAUCAUUUGCACAAGCUCGUAUAUGGCUUGAUGAAAGAAUUCGAUUCGAUCCAGAAAAACCUCAAACAGCAAUCUAUAAUAUGCCUUUUGUUUAUCGUCUGCAACAAGGUCAUACUUUAUCGAUUAAACAACUUCGUCAUGCUCUUCAUCUCACUGUUAACAAACAUCCGUCACUUCAUACAUCACUUCAUUUUGACAACGAAAAGAAUCUACUUAUGCAACGAGUUAUUACUCAUGAACAUGAAAAUAAUAAUGAUAAUAUGUUUUCAAUCAUCCAAACUACUUAUGAAACAGAUCAACAACUCAAUGACAUUUUACAUGACGAGAGACGCAAUCCUCCUGUUUUUGAUCUUGCUCAAGGUCUUGUCUUUCGAUGUCAUCUUGUUUACUACAAACAAAUCUCUUCAAAUCAACUUCUUUCUGACAAAGAUCUACUUAUUUUCAACUUUCAUCAUGCUCUAUUUGAUUUUCCAUCAAUGAAUAUCUUUCUUCAUGAUCUCAAUCAAGCAUAUACAACAGAUCAAUUAUUAUAUGAUGACAACACUAAUCUUCGUUAUCUUGAUUAUGCUGUUAUUGAACAACAAAUGUCAAUGACUGGCGCAAGUAUGUUUUGGCUUGAUGUUCUUCAUGAUUGUAAACUCGAUCAAUCAUUACCGUUACCAUUUGAUCGACAUCGUCUCUUAAAUGAACAUCGAACUGGUCGUGGAACGUCUAUUUCAUUUGGUUUUGGUCAAGAUCUCUCAUAUGCCUUUCUUACUCACGCAUCAUCAGCUAAUAUAUCACUGGAACAACUUGCACUUGCUACUUAUUAUAUGUCUUUAUUCAAAUUAACGAAUGGAGAAAAAGAUUUAUGCAUUGGAAUAAAUACACAUGGUCGAUAUAGAAACGAACUUCACUCUAUCAUUGGAAUGUUCGUGAACGCUAUACCUUUGCGAUGUCAACUCGAUCCUCAUGCACCAUUUCAUGAUAUUACUAGGAACGUUCACGAUAAUAUGAUAAACUGUAUGAAGUAUUCUUAUUUUCCUCUUCAACGUAUUCUCAAUCAACAUCCAAAUAUAUCAAAUCCUGUAUUUCUUGACACAUCAUUUGAAUUUAUAUCAUCUAUGACAACAGAUGAGGAAGACGAAAUAAUGAUUGGUGACAGUCGACUUUCUUUAAUACCUUUUUCAAUUAAGAUUAGUGAAAAUGAAAUAAUGAGUAAAUUUGAUUUCAUUCUUAGUUUUCAACAUGAUCUGAAUCUAAAUGAAUUCUCAUGCACCAUUAAUGCUUCACUCGAUUUAUUUAAUGUUGAAACAGUUAGCAUAAUUUCACAAAGAUUACAGACAAUGUUACAUCAACAAUUCACAUCUUUUGGUUCUACAGCAAAUAAACCUAUCUAUGAAUUAUCAUUAAUACUAUCAAAUGAACAAUAUCUAAUGCAAUCAUUAAAUAACACACAAAUAUCAUUUCCAUCUGCUUCCACUUGUAUCCAUCAUGAAUUUGUGUAUCAAGUAAUGAAACAUCCACAAAAACUAGCUGUUGAGCUUGAUGAACAAUCAUUGACAUAUUGUGAACUAUUGCAUUAUGUUCAAGUUUUAUCUUUAACUCUUCUUAAUGAAUAUCAUGUGUUUCCAGGUAAGGUGGUGUGUCAAUGUGUUGAGCGAAGUUUGUCAAUGGUGAUUGGUAUAAUGGCAAUUGAAAUGGCUGGCGGUGUUUAUUGUCCAUUAUCAUCUCGAGAUCCACAACAUCGUUUGCAUGCACUCACACAACAAACACAAAGUCAUCUUGUUCUUGUUCAUUAUUUAUCUAAGACCAAAUUCGAUGAUAAUAUUAUUUCACUUGAUAUUGAUUCAAUAUUAAUUAUGAAUGAUCUUAAAAGUGACAUGGAUUAUGAUUGUCUAUCAAGUGUGAUAGCUAAAGGUGAAGAAGUAGCCUACAUUAUUUUUACUAGUGGUUCAUCUGGAAUUCCGAAAGCGGUUCAACUGAGACAGCAAAAUUUUAUCAACUCAUUAUUAGCUUUGGUUUAUAUUGAUACACUACACAAAAAUGAUAUUGUAAUUCAAAUAGCUAGUGCGAUGUUCGACGCGCAUCUGCAGGAAAUUGUAGGAUCUCUUAUCUGCGGUGCAACACUAGCCAUGCUACAUCCACAGGGUAAUAUGGAUUUUCAAUAUAUCAAUGGUAUUUUACAUGACAAACAAGUGACAUAUCUGGUAGCGGUUCCGAGUUAUCUCAAUCAUUUAUGUGACUUCCUCAAACAAAACAGAUUUCCUCCAUGGAUACUAAUGAGAAAUAUUAACUGCGUCGGUGAAUCAGUGUCGUCAACUUUCAUCAAAAUACUGAUGCGGUUUGUCGCCAAAUCCUGUCGAAUCUGGAAUCUUUAUGGUCCUGCGGAAGUCACACUUGGAACUUCAUGUUACCAAAUUGAUGUGACCUCUCACAUAAAUGAUCUUCCCAUUGGCAGACCAUUACCUCAUUAUAUAUGCUUAAUUCUAAACAACUUCUUACAACCUGUUAUGAAUCAGAAAGAAGGAGAACUACUAGUGGGAGGUGCAGGCGUCUUUGCUGGUUAUCUUGGACGUGAUGAUUUGACAGCAAAAGCUCUUAUUGAAAUAGAUGAUCAACUAUUUUAUCGAACAGGUGAUCUUGUUAAAAUGGAUAAUAAUGGUCUUCUUCAUUAUCAAGGAAGAAAAGAUCAUCAAAUCAAACUUCAUGGACAAAGAAUAGAACUUGGUGAAAUCGAACGAUGUUUACUUAACAUCACAUCCGUAACUGCUUGUGUUGUCGUGAAAUGGAAUGAUGAUCAUUUAGUCGCUUAUGUUCAAAAUUCUGACAUUAACGAACAAGAAUUGCGUGAACAUUGUCAAUCUCAUCUUCCAACACAUAUGAUACCACCCAUAUUUGUUAUACUUGACAAAUUACCUUUGAAUCAAAAUGGAAAAAUAGACAGAAAUCAACUUCCUUCACCCGACUUUUCUUUACCGACUUUGCUAUCGUCGAAUAAAUCUGAUACACCUCUGAAUCAGUUCGAAGAACGUAUACAUACCAUUUGGUGUCAAGUUCUCCAUUGUGAUGAAAGUCACAUUUCUACAACUACCAGUUUUUUUAGUGUCGGUGGUCAUUCACUUUUAUUUAUCCAACUUUAUCAUCAUUAUCAAUCAACAUUUAACUUUGAUGCUCAUGCACUUUCGAUUGCUCCAUUUCUUCAACAACCGACUAUAUUUCAACAUUCACAACUACUUCAAAUAGUCAUAACGAAUAGUAUCAAGACAACACAAUGGUACACCUUACAUAUAAAUGAAGGUGUUGCCUCUUUUGCUCAAGAACGUAUUUUUCUCGAUGAACAAGUUCGUUUUUCGAGUGAUAUUGCUGUCUAUAAUGAACUGAUUACUUUACAAAUUGUUCAAGGAUCAUUAUCGUUAAAUCGUUUAUUACAAGCAUUUCGAUUUGUUUUGAAUAAACAUAAAAUAUUACAUACAUCUCUUAUAUUUAACAAUAAUGAUGGUAUUUUGAGACAAUGUAUUACCGAUAUACAUAAAGCAUUCACAAUAACUAUCAAUCAAACAUUUCAAAAUGACAAUGAACUUCGAGAUAUUAUUUAUCAAACAACUAUUAAUCCUACUCUCUUCGAUUUAUCAACUGGUCAUGUUUUUCAUGCUGAAAUUCUGAGACAUCAGAUAUCAUUAAAUGAAAAUGGAAAUAAUAGCAAUGAGUUCAUAACUAAUUCUGAUGUUUUCCUCAUUGCUUUUCAUCAUGCAGCAUUUGAUCGAACAAGUCGUUCAAUCUUUUUUAAUGAUUUAUGUUCAGCGUAUGAUACUAAUGCAACAUCGAUAGAAGAUAAUGAUGAAUCAUUGCAAUAUAUAGAUUAUAGUAUAUAUGAACGUCUAAUUGAUAUGACAACAUCUCGUGAGUUUUGGUAUUUGCAAUUAGAAGAAUACAAUUUGGAAUCUCGAUUGUCAUUACCAGUUGAUCGACAUCGUUUGUCUAAUGAUCAUCGAUCGAGUUCUGCUUCUGCUACUCAAAUCUCUUUUGACAAUGAGAUUUCACAAUUAUUUCUUGAUUAUGCUUCUAUACAUCAUGUGACACUAUUUCAAUUGGGUUUGAGUAUAUUAUAUGCUUUUCUUUUCAAGUUAGCACACGGUGAAAAUGAUUUAUGUAUUUCGUGUCUUAAUGCUAAUCGAUACAGAACAGAACUACAGAAUAUAAUGGGAAUGUUUGUUUCAACACUACCAUAUCGUGCUCAACUUGAUCUUCAUUGUUCAUUUGAUGAACUUGUUAAAUAUGUAAGAGAAAAAUGUUUAUCAAUUCUUGAACAUUCUCAUUAUCCACUUCAACAUAUUCUUGCUAAUUUACAAAUUAAUCAAUCAAAUAUUUCAUUUCUUGAAACAAUGUAUGACUUUAUUACUAUAUCGUCGCACAACGACGAAUUAUCCUUGGAUGGAGCAAGUUUCAAACAAGUGUUCCUAGAACGAUCGUUUGAAGUGGCUAAGUUUGAUUUUAUGUUAAUGUUUGUCUACAAUCCAAUGUUGGAACAUAAUAGAUUAUCAUUUUAUUUAACUUGUUCACAUGAUUUAUUUGAUGAGAUUACAGUUACAAAUAUAGGUCGAAGACUAGAAUAUUGUCUUCAACAACUUUUUUCAUCGAAUGAAACUAUCAAUCGAAUUGAUACAUGUUUUACAUCUAUAUCGAAAAUUAAUCUUAUUCUACCAGAAGAAACUGAAGAAAUAGAAGAUAUUAUGUUACGUCGACAAUCACAUAUUAUAAACGAAGCACCAGCAUCACUUGCACAAAUCCGACUGUGGCAUAAUGAAUCUGUUCAUUUCACUUCUGACAUAUCACAAAUACCAAUCUGUAACAUGGCCUUUGUAUAUCAGCUACACUAUCAUCAUAAUUUAUCGUUACAACAUUUUCGUUAUACUCUUCAACUAAUCGUUACCAAACAUGAAUCACUUCAUACAUCACUCAUCUACGAUUCCAACAAAAAUAUACUCAUGCAGAGAGUUCUCAUUCAACAAGAUAUCAAUAAUGACAUGUUCACAAUUACUCAAAGCACUUAUGAAACAGAUGAACAACUCAAUCGCAUCAUCGAAAAUGAGAAAUGUAAUCCUCAACUUUUCGAUCUUGCUCAAGGUCUUGUCUUUCGAUCUCAUAUUGUUUACCAUAAACAAAUCUCUUCAAACAACAUUCUUUCUGAUAAAGAUAUAAUUAUCUUCAAUUUUCAUCAUGCUUUCUUUGAUUAUCCAUCAAUGAACAUAUUUCUUCAUGAUCUCAACCAAGCUUACAAAACAGGUCAACUCACAACUGAUAAUAAUACUAUUCUACGUUAUAUCGAUUAUGCUUUUAUUGAACAACAAAUGUCAAUGACUGGUGCAACUAUGUUUUGGCUUGAUACACUUUAUGAUUAUCAUCUCGAACAAUCUUUAUCAUUACCAUAUGAUCGAUAUCGUCUUAUGACCGAACAUCGAACUAAUCGAAUAACAUCUAUUUCUUUUGAUUUUGGGCAAGAUCUUUCCCAUCAUUAUUUUCUCUAUGCAUCAUCAAACAAUAUCAAACAUGAACAUCUAGCACUUGCUCUUUACUUUAUCUUCUUAUUUAAAUUAACGAAUGGUGAAAAAGAUUUAUGUAUUUCAAUGAACAUUGAUAAUCGUUUUAGAGAUGAACUCAAAUCCAUAAUUGGACUGUUUGAGAAUGUCAUUCCACUACGAUGUCAACUAGAUCCCCAUUGGACUAAUCAUUAUCUAUUCAAUUAUGUUCGAGAGAUGACAACAAAUAGUAUGAAAUAUUCAUAUUUUCCUCUUCAACGUAUUCUCAGUCAACAUCCAAAUGUUUCAAAACCACCAUGCCUUGAUAUAUCAUUUGAAUUUUUAUCAUCGAUGACAAGAAGGGAUAAUAAACUAAUAAUGAUUGGUGAUAGUCAACUUUCUUCAGUACCCUUCACAAUGAAUAUUAAUGAUAAUGUGAUUACAGAUAAGUAUGAUUUCUCACUUCUAAUCCAACAUGAUAUCCAUAUCAAUCAACUCUCAUGCACAAUCAAUGCAUCACUUGAUUUAUUCAAUGUAGAAACAAUUGAUAAGAUAUCUCAACGAUUUCAUUCGAUCUUGAAACAAUUAUUUACAUCUGUUGAUGACCAAAUAGAGAAAUCAAUCUAUGAAAUAUCAUUAACAUUACCAAAUGAAAGAUUACUCAUGCAAUCAUUGAAUAAUACACAAGUAUCAUUUUCAUCUCCUGUCACUUGUAUUCAUCAUGAAUUUGUAUGUCAAGUAAUGAAACAUCCACAAAAACUAGCUGUUGAACUUGAUGAAC
This is a messenger RNA of Adineta steineri, 11152 nucleotides long. Lineage: Eukaryota; Metazoa; Rotifera; Eurotatoria; Adinetida; Adinetidae. The record is from the annotation of a GenBank genome assembly.